UCAUGCAGGGAUGGCUUACAGCACAGAAGAAAUUCUUGGCAGGAUGGAGUAAUUGGAACAACCUGUCCAAUCCCACCAGGGAAAAACUUCACAUACAUACUCCAAGCCAAGGACCAAAUUGGCAGUUACUUCUAUUUCCCAUCCCUUGGAUUCCACAAGGCUGCUGGUGCAUUUGGUGGCAUUAGAAUAUGGAGUCGUCCUCGAAUUCCCGUACCUUUCCCUCCUCCCGCCGGAGAUUUCACUGUUCUAGCCGGUGACUGGUACAAGACAAAUCACUAUAUACUGAGACACGUCUUGGACAGUGGCCGCAACCUUCCCUCCCCUGAUGGCCUUCUCAUUAAUGGUCGUGGGUGGAAUGGAUAUACAUUUACAGUUGAUCCAGGCAAGACAUAUAGAUUCAGAAUAUCAAAUGUGGGAAUUGCAACUUCCAUUAACUUCAGAAUCGAGGGACAUACCAUGAAACUGGUAGAGGUAGAAGGUUCUCAUACAUUGCAGAACAUCUACACUUCCCUUGACAUUCAUUUGGGACAGUCAUUGUCUGUCUUGGUCACAGCUGAUCAGGCACCAAAAGACUAUUACAUUGUAGUCUCUUCACGAUUCACUCCACGAGUCCUCACCACGACAGCCAUCCUUCACUACAGCAACUCAAAAAUAGGAGUUUCAGGUCCUGUUCCUGGAGGCCCAACUACUCAGAUUGCCUGGUCUGUUCACCAGGCUAGAACUAUUCGUUGGAAUCUAACAGCAAGUGGACCUAGGCCUAAUCCCCAAGGCUCUUACCACUAUGGAUUGAUCAAGACUGGCCGAACAAUCAUUCUUGCAAACUCUGCACCUUUUAUCAAUGGCAAGCAGAGGUAUGCUGUCAAUAGUGUCUCAUUUGUUCCUCCAGACACUCCAUUAAAACUGGCAGACUACUAUGGCAUUCCCGGAGUUUUCAACCUUGGAAGUAUCCCUACCAGUCCCACCUGGGGAAAUGGCUAUCUCCAGACUUCUGUCAUGUCUGCGAAUUUCCAUGAAUAUGUUGAGAUUGUGUUCCAAAACUGGGAAAACACAGUUCAGUCAUGGCAUAUUGAUGGUUAUUCUUUCUUUGUUGUUGGGUAA
Messenger RNA from Carica papaya (papaya), 1098 nucleotides. The record is from RefSeq and is a predicted model, not a curated record. Lineage: Eukaryota; Viridiplantae; Streptophyta; Magnoliopsida; Brassicales; Caricaceae.